This is a messenger RNA of Didymodactylos carnosus, 702 nucleotides long. Lineage: Eukaryota; Metazoa; Rotifera; Eurotatoria; Philodinida; Philodinidae. The record is from the annotation of a GenBank genome assembly.
AUGAGUUUUUUGACAAGUCUUGCCCAAAAAGCGUAUGAUGUGGCUGGAAAUAUAUCUGGUGGGCGAGAUUAUUUAGCAACAGCUGCUAAUAGAUUAAAUCAAGUAGUGAAGGGAAAAGAUGCUCAAGUCUAUCUUAAACCAGGCAAUAUUAUUCAAUUUAUUUGUCGUUCCUCUGGACGAACCAUUCAAAUAGUCAUGUCAGCGACAAGCAACGAACUUGUUCCGGAUGCCAUUGGUGGAUCCGGAUCUUAUUAUCCAAAUUCUCAUUUUCUCGUUGUUUGCUCACAAUAUGAUCGGUAUUAUUUCCAUAAUAAUUACAACUAUCUUGGAUUAAAAAAUCACCAACCGUGCAUUGUGCCAUCUUCGUUUGGAACCACACCACCGGAGGAAUGUGAAUUUCGAGUUCAUGAUAUGUUAGGCAGCGCGACACAUAUAUAUUUAGAAUCUGUUCAAUCUCCUGGAUUUUUCCUUAGUUUUGAUGAAAAUGGUGCAAUUAGUAACGAAGCAGCAUGUAAACUUAAAGAUAAAAAUUCACAAUUUCAAGUCAGUUUAAUCGCAUAUGGACCCGGGAUAACACCUGUGAAAGAUGAUGGAACAAUUGAGGCAUCAACUGAACAACCGCCACCUCCGUACUACGCGGCUACAGCAGGUGAAACUACUACAGGUUCAAGUUCACCACCGGCAGGUGAUACAACAAAAUAA